AGAUAGAGAGAGCGAUUUGCAGCUGCAGGCUUACAGGUAGCCCAUCAGUUCCAUGGAUAGUCUUAAUGCACCAAUCCUUUCAAAAACCGGAUUCUACUAUAGAAUUCCUGCUUUCAGACCCAAAUCUUUCUCCACAAAUCGGUGCAAGAAAUACCCACUAAAGAGUAACCAAAGCGACUCGACUUUAUUUCUGAAAACCCAAUUUUCAUGUCCUCCUAUAUGUUCUAAUGGCGUCAAGUCGCGCAUUUGGUCUCAAUUCGGGCGAGCCACGAGGCGGCAGAACUAUUUGAGGAAGAAGCUCACUGAACAACAACAACAGGUGCGUGAUAUUCGUGAUUCUUCCAAUUUGCAAACUCCGAAUGGCAUUUCCACUGAAACUAAUUUGAAUUUUAGUGAUUCUAAUGAGAAUAGUUCUGGGUUUAUAGAGGGGGAUAUAGUUGAGUCUGAUAUUGUAACAAAACCCAAACUUAUUUCUGAUUCUGUUGUAUGGAGUAAAUUGGAGAAUUGGGUCGAUCAAUAUACGAAGGAUCCAGAGUUUUGGGGAAUUGGGUCUGGUCCUAUUUUUACAGUUUUUGAGGAUUUGGAUGGGAAUGUGGAGAGAGUUUUAGUUGAUGAAGGUGAAAUACUGAGAAGAAGCCGGAUUGAAACUCGGUCUUUUGGAAAACCAGAGUUAAAGGAUCACUCCACUGAGGUAAAUUUGAAGAUUUCUGGUGCAAAGCGUUUAGCCAGAGAUAUUGAGACUGGGAACUAUAAAAUUUCAAAAAGUAGCUCGAUAGCUAAGUUUGUAGUCUCGUGUAAACGAUCUAGUUUGGUUGGUAGACUCCUUUCCGUUGCUCUUCAACCCAACUUGUCUAGGAAGGUCUCACGUCUUGGAUUUGCAACGCUGUGCGGUUCCUUAAUGUUUUGCGCAAUUCGGAGGGUGCUCAGGCCUGACAAUGAUGUGGUGGAAUUGUCCAGGGAGGAGAAGGAAAUGCUGAGGAGAAAGAUGAAGUCAAGGAUGGAGAAAGAGGAGAUGAUGGCUAGCACUGUUGAAGUGCUCCCUAACGCUUUAGAACCAGUAAUUGAGAGGCCUCCGUUGGACAAGCAAGAACUUAUGAACAGAAUUUUGAAAGCAAAGGAAUCAAAAGAUAAAUUGACAUUACUGGAUUCGGCCAGUACCCUCACUUCUAAAGCUGAUAAUUUUGAUGAUAAAAUUCAGGAAAUUAGAGGGAUGGCCAGACGUGCACGCCAACUUGAGCAACAGCAGUCUUCCUCAUUCAGCAGGGAUGAAGAAGAAAACGAGGUUGUGAAAGAGAACAUACACAACGGAAUGAAAGAAGGCAAGAGUCAAGAAGAGGUGGUGAGUUUUCCAGAUAGUCUGUCAGAUGGAGAUUCAGAGAAACCUGGAUGCAUAAAUGGAACUAUAAGCUCCCUAUCUGUAAAUGAUUCUAAGGAAGAAGAUACUGGAUUCUUGGGUGAAUUUUCAUUUGGAGACUUUUCCAAGAAAAGUGAGACUUAUGCCAGGUCUUCGAGCAUGGAAACCACAGAAGAUGGAAGAAGCAGCAAAUGGGUUCCUGAGGAGAAAGAGUGUACUUCACACUUAUUAGAUGUGAAAGAAGUGAUGCAAUCAGACAUGGAAAAUAAGCAUUCAAAAGGUGAUUCAUGGAACCCUUUGGGAAUUAAUGGAACUUUAAGGCCCACAUCUGUAGAUGAACCUAAGACAGAAGAUAGUGGCUUUUUGGGUGAAGUAUCAUCUGGAGAUGCCACAGAGUGUACUGAUUCUGGGAAUCAUACAGUGCGUAGCAUGGUAGUUUCUGAAACUGGGGAAAAAAAUACAUGGGAUCUGGAAAAGAGUGACAAAACUAUACACUCACCCCACAUGAAAGAAGUGAUGCAAUCCCAUGAUACUAAUGAUACAUCAAAUUCGUUGGAUAAGAUUUCUAUUGGGAUGAAACCUAAGGUUAUACGGUCCGUCAAGGAAGCCAGGGAGUACCUCUCCCAAAAACGUGCCAAAAGGAAGGAUGACCUAGAACCCCAAGUCAGAAACCUCCAAAAGGUCACAGAUAAUCUUAUCCCUGCUGCUGAUCAAGAUUUGAAGGACAAGAAAGGCCUAUUAAAUUACAAAAAUAACAGUAUGCUUGAAACUUCUAUGAUUGAUGAUACACCAGGUCUUACAUCCAUAAAAAAUGCUUGUGAAGAUUCUACCCUAAGGAGAACAGGAGUGGCUACUGAUAUCUCACAGUCCCUUCCAGUCAAGGUUCUUGAACAUGAAGAUGUACAGGAAAAGAAUGAGGUGGAUGAUCUGAAGAUGUUCAGAACUUCGCAGGAUUCUACAGGCAGUGAUUGCAGUACAGAAGCACCACUGCAUAUAGAUCAGGAUAGUUGGAUGGAGAAAAACUUUCAGGAGUUUGAGCCCAUUGUUUCAAAGAUUAGAGUUGGUUUUAGAGAAAACUAUAUGGUUGCUAAAGAAAAAGGUCAUGAUGAGUCACUUUCAAUUGCUGACAUAACACAGCUCGGGUCCAAUGAUGAUGAUAGUGAAUUUGAAUGGAUGAAAGAUGAUGGCCUCAAAGAAAUUGUCUUUCAGGUCCGAGAAAAUGAGUUGGCUGGGCGGGAUCCGUUUCACCUGAUGGAUGCUGAUGAUAAGCAUGCAUUCUUUAAGGGUCUUGAAAGGAAAGUUGAGAUAGAGAAUGCAAAGCUGUUGAAUUUGCAUGAAUGGAUUCAUUCAAGAGUUGAAAAUAUUGAUUAUGGAACAGAUGGUAUUAGCUUGUAUGAUCCACCAGAGAAAAUUAUGCCCCGCUGGAAGGGUCCACCAGUAGAUAAAGAUCCAGAAUUUCUUAACAACUUUUCAGAACUGAAGAAGUCAGUUGUUGCUAGAAACAUGGGACACUCACACCCCAUGAAUGAGGAUGCGCAAGACACACUUCAAAAAUCAGAAAAAUCCCUAUCCUCCGAUGAUAUUUCCACUUCCUCACCAGUUUGUGAGCAAAGGAAGAUAUCUCAGGGUGGUGUCUCUGCAAAGCUGAAGACAGUUAUUGAGAGCAGUGAUGGUUCCAUUAGAGCUGGAAAAAAAUCAGGUAAAGAGUACUGGCAACAUACAAAGAAAUGGUCCCGAGAGUUCCUAGAAGCUUACAAUGCCGAGACAGAUCCAGAGAUUAAAUCCGUAAUGAAGGAUAUGGGAAAGGAUUUGGAUCGAUGGAUCACUGAGGAGGAAAUACAAGAAGCAGCUGAUCUGAUGACCAGGAUACCCAAGAAGAAACGCAGAUACAUAGAAAAGAAACUCAACAGGCUCAAAAGAGAGAUGGAAAUGUUUGGACCACAGGCUGUAGUCAGUAAGUACCGUGAACAUGCAGAAGAGAAAGAAGAGGACUAUCUGUGGUGGUUAGAUCUUCCUUGCAUACUGUGCAUUGAACUGUACACAGUUCAAGAUGGGGUUCAGAAAGUGGGAUUUUAUUCUUUGGAGAUGGCUGGUGAUCUAGAAUUGGACCCGAAACAAUACCAUGUAAUUGCUUUUGAGGAUGCUGGAGAUUCCAAAAACUUAUGCUAUAUCAUACAGGCUCAUAUGGAGAUGCUUGGAAAUGGCCAUGCUUUUGUUGUUGCCCGCCCACCUAAGGAUGCCUUUCGAGAAGCCAAAGCAGAUGGUUUCAAUGUUACUGUCAUCAGAAAAGGGGAGCUCCAACUUAAUGUGGAUCAAACACUUGAAGAGGUAGAGGAAGAAAUUUCUGAGAUUGGGAGCAAGAUGUACCAUGAUAAGAUCAUGCGUGAACGCUCUGUGGAUAUUGGCUCAUUGAUGAAGGGUGUUUUUGGUUCCAGCAAAUCUACCAAAAGGCAGAGGUCCAAGCCGAAGCUAAAGGAACCAACCAAGCAUUGAUAGAUGCUCCGGAAGGGGGAUCACUAGGUGAGAUGCAUAAUUGAAUUUACGAGGGUAUAUAUGGUUUUUGGUGACGUAGUAGAAAUCAGGCCAUCCCAUCUACUUCAAGGUGUCUUGAAGAAGAGCCGCUUUUGCCCCACUUACUGGAUUGUGGAUGAAGAGGUCCUGGAAUUGAGUGGCAAUGAUCCUCCGUAAAAUGUACAAUUCGACAUCUCGGUUACGCCUUGUGAUUCACAAUCUGUAGGUAUCAAGAUAAACGCAAAAAACUAAAGCUAAUUAGUGAACCACAAGAUCUCUAGUUUUCAAUUAAUUU
Molecule: messenger RNA, 4160 nt
Organism: Telopea speciosissima
Lineage: Eukaryota; Viridiplantae; Streptophyta; Magnoliopsida; Proteales; Proteaceae
Exons: 5
Coding region: 53-3847 (1264 amino acids)
Source: RefSeq, a predicted model, not a curated record